GAGCACCAAGGACCCCUCAUGUCAACCCUGAGCUACAAGUAUUCUCCUUUAUCAGUUUAUUCUAUUAUCUCAGGCCAAUAUUUCAACAGUUUGCACGUAUCACCAUUUGCAUGUCAAAUAACAGGCGGGAGGCCGUUUCUGAGUUAUCACUAAGCGGAGAUUGGACCGUGCUAUAACCAACCGCAUCGUCCUUCCCUACAGCAGGCAACCAAUUGCCAUAGAAACAGCUGAGGGUACAGUAUCAUCCUUCUUAUCACCAUAGUAACAACCGAAAGACUCCGUUCCUUCGAUCGCUUCUUCGUACCCAGCAACCUGUUCCCGAUGAGACGAAACGGAAGAAAGGCGCUUUCUAGGCUUUCUUUUUCUCCAACCCAAGAAACUCAUCAAUUCCCGCUGUAGUCCCCGCCCCUCGUUUCUCGCGGAGGGUGAUGGGAAUUCCAAGAUGGCCGCGCCCGUUUAAGAAGCUGGAAGAGGGGAGAACUUGCUGCUGCAACUGCAAUCGCCAUCUGAGGGGGAGACACGGGGAGAAGCCGCUGCAGCUUAGGCCCGCAGCCGAUCGCCCUUUCCUGUGUCACUCAGAAAUAAUGUUGAUAUUUAGAACUCAUGUCGAACAUCUAUGAAGAGAGGUUAACAAUGAUUGCAGCAGGGGAUUUGCAGGAGUUUGUCCCUUUUGGCCGUGACCACUGCAAACAUCAUCCUAAUGCGCUGAACCUGCAACUACGGCAGCUGCAACCAGCCUCAGAACUUUGGUCAUCAGAUGGAGCAGCUGGUUUGGUGGGGUCACUUCAGGAAGUUACCAUCCAUGAGAGACACAAGGAAAGUUGGAAGUUAAGGAAGGGCAUCAGUGAGGUUGGGGAAGAAGUAGAGUAUGAUGAAGAACUGUAUGUGGCUGGUAAUAUGGUCAUUUGGAGCAGAGGAAGUAAAAACCAAUCUUCAGCAGUUUAUAAAGCAUUUACUGUUGACAGUACUGUUCUGCAGGCAUUGUGGUGUGACUUUUCAAUACCCCAGGAAAAAUCUGAAAGAAAUAAAGAUAGCUGUCAGUUAGUAGAAAAAUGUAUCUGCAUAUUACAGAGCUCUUGCAUAAAUAUCCACAGUAUUGAAGGAAAGGAUUACACUGCUUCUUUACCCUUUCAGGUAGCGAAUGUCUGGCCCACAAAAUACGGCUUGUUAUUUGAACGUAGUAGUUCAUCGCAUGAAGUGUCUCUAAAUCCAAACAGAGAACCUUUGCCUACCAUGUUCAGCAUGCUUCACCCAUUAGAUGAAAUAACACCAAUGGUUUGUAAGUCUGGAGCCUUGUUUACCACUGCCAGAAUACAGUAUGUUGCUGAUUAUUCCAUGAGAAUUGUUUUCGUCAAUGCUGAGCCCUCCAUUCUCAUGACGUAUGAUGCCUCUCAGUGCUUGCAUUCCAUAUGGGCCCUUCGAAGAGUAAAAGCAGAGGAGCAAAGUGCAGUCUUGAAGGUCCCUGAGCAGGCAUGGACCCCACAGCAUGCAGCUGCCAGCAGUUCCUUCACUGUCCAUCUUAAGAAUCUGUCUAAGGGUGACUCGCCUAUGGCUUCUCCAUUCCAGAACUAUUCCUCUAUUUGUAGCCAAAGCAGGUCGGCAUCAUCUCCCAGCAUCCAUUCCCGUUCACCUUCCAUUUCCAACAUGGCAGCUUUGAGCCGAUCUCAUUCCCCAGCCUUAGGGGUACAUUCUUUCUCAGGAGUACAGAGAUUCAACUUCUCCAGUCAUGUUCAGUCACCUAGGAGGCACAGUGUCUGCCAUUCUCCAAACAGUGCUACUGAGUCAUUUCUUGCCCCAGAAACUGAACUCAUUGUUCCAGAGCUUUGCAUAGAGCAUCUAUGGACAGAAGCCUUCACUACCCUGAGAGAGAAGAAUUGUCAAGCCUCCAAAGUAUUUAUUACAACUGAUUUUUGUGGGCAAAAGUUUUUGUGCUACUUAGUGGAAUCCCAGCUCCAAUUGCGGUGUGUAAAGUUUCAGCAGAGUAAUGACAAGUCACAGUUGAUCUUUGGUGCCAUUACCAACAUCCAGGCAAAGGAUGCAGCUGCAGUUGAUAACGUUGAUACAAUGCUGGUUCUGGAAGGCAAUGGAAACUUAGUGCUCUAUACUGGAGUGGUUCGAGUAGGAAAAGUAUUUAUACCUGGUUUACCAGUGCCGUCAAUGACAAUGUCAAAUCAAAUGCCUCGCCCAAGCACUCCUCUGGAUAGUAUCAGCACUCCUUCCAAGCCUUUGAACAAACUCCUUGGUCCCUUAGAUGAGCAAGGUGUGCUGUCCCCUGUUCCAGAGUUGAGGGAUUCCUCCAAACUUCAAGACUCCUCUUAUAUUGAUGAUUAUACUUUUCAGCAACUUUCAACUUUUAUUCAUUCUGUAAGAGAUCCUGUUCAGAACAGAGUGACUCUGGAAUUUAAUAAUGGCUCAAUGGUUAGAAUCACCAUUCCUGAAAUUGCAAGUUCAGAAUUGGUCAGAACAUGUUUACAAGGCAUUAAGAGUAUCUUGCCCAAAGAGAUUGCUGUCCAAAUACUUGUCAGAUGGUAUAAUGCCUACAAUGCACCUGGAGGGCCAAGCUACUAUUCAGAAUGGACCUUAUUUGUGACCUGUCUGUUGAACAUGAUGGGUUAUAACACAGAGAGAGUGGCAUGGACACGCAAUUUUGAUUUUGAAGGAUCUCUUUCGCCAGUCAUUGCUCCCAAAAAAGCUCGGCCUUCAGAGACAGGAUCAGAUGAAGACUGGGAAUAUUUACUAAACUCAGACUACCAUAAAAAUAUUGAGUCUCACCCUUUGGCUAAAGCUCUGCGACUGGAUCCAUUGGGAGCCAAAUUCCCUAAGGAUAAUCCUUCACACAACCACUGCUUGGAUUCCACCACUAUUCUCUUCCCCCACAUCCCUGUAAUCUUCUGUGUGCUGCAUUUAAUCUAUGAGGAACUCAAGCUGAACUGCUUGAUGAGUGAAGGAAUUCGUUCUCUUGUUGUCCUUCUGGUACAACUAGCAAGGGAUUUAAAACUGGAAGCGUAUCUUGAUUAUUAUUACAGAGAUUAUCCCAUGCUUGUCAAGGAUUCUAAGCAAACUUGCAUAAUUGAUCCCACCCAAACAGGCUUUAUGCAACAUCCUUCCUUUUUUUCGGCUGAGCCACCAAGUAUCUUUCAAUGGCUGUGCUCUUGCUUAAAGGGAGAAAGUGUGCCACCCUAUCCUUAUUUGCCUGGAAUUUGUGAAAGGAGCAAGCUGGUAGUGUUGAGCGUUGUAUUGUAUAUACUUGGUGAUGAAAGUGCUGUUUCAAAUGAAGCCUCCAACUAUUUGUCCAGGAUAACUUCAGCACAGCGAAAGCAGCAGACUGAACAGGAAGAAUCUAGCACAUGCAGUAUGAAGAACAGUCCAUCUGCUUCUAGUCUUGCAGAAAAACUAGUUGUCUGGAUGGCAAAUGCAGGAUUCACUUUAAGAGACCUGGAGUCUUUGCCUUUUGGAGUUGCUCUUCCUAUCAGAGACGCAAUCUAUCACUGUCGACAACAGCCUGCCUCUGAUUGGCCGGAAGCAGUCUGCCUUCUGAUUGGUCGUCAAGAUCUUUCCAAACAGGCUCGUGAGGGAAACCUUCCAAAAUGUAAAGCAUCUGACCCGCAAAUGUUGUCAUCUGAUAUGCCUGCCACCGUGGAGUCAGAGGAGGAAGAUGAUGGGAUGAAUGAUAUGAACCAGGAAGUGAUGUCACUGAUAUGGAGCGAAGACCUGAGAGUGCAAGAGGUGCGCAGGCUUCUACAAAGUGCCCAUCCAGUUCGUGUGAAUGUAGUUCAGAUGCCAGAAGUCAGUGACCAUGAAUAUAUUGAAGAAAAAGAAAACCGGCUUCUACAAUUAUGUCAAAGAACUAUGGCUCUCCCUUUGGGAAGGGGGAUGUUUACUUUGUUUUCUUACCACCCAGUUCCAACGGAGCCGUUGCCUAUUCCCAAAUUGAACCUGACAGGCCGGGCUCCCCCUAGGAAUACCACAGUGGAUCUCAACAGUGGGAACAUUGAUGUGCCUCCUAAUAUGGCUUGCUGGGCAAACUUUCACAAUGGUGUGGCUGCUGGGUUGAAGAUCGCUCCAGCUUCCCAAAUAGACUCUGCAUGGAUUGUCUAUAACAAACCCAAAAAUGCUGAACUUGCCAAUGAAUAUGCAGGCUUUCUCAUGGCUCUGGGUUUGAAUGGCCAUCUCACAAAACUUGCAACUCUCAAUAUCCAUGACUACUUAACAAAGGGUCAUGAGAUGAUGAGCAUUGGUCUGUUGCUAGGCGUUUCUGCUGCCAAGUUGGGCACAAUGGAUAUGUCUAUCACCCGGCUGCUCAGUAUCCACAUACCGGCUCUUUUGCCUCCGACUUCCACCGAGCUGGAUGUUCCACAUAAUGUCCAAGUGGCGGCUGUGAUAGGAAUAGGCUUGGUGUACCAAGGGACAGCUCAUAGGCAUACUGCUGAAGUUCUCUUGUCAGAAAUAGGGCGUCCUCCAGGUCCUGAAAUGGAAUAUUGCACUGACAGAGAGUCCUAUUCACUGGCUGCUGGUUUAGCUUUGGGCAUGGUUUGUCUUGGGCAUGGCAGCAAUUUGAUAGGCAUGUCUGAUCUGAAUGUGCCGGAGCAGCUUUAUCAAUAUAUGGUUGGUGGCCACCGGCGUUUUCAGGCUGGUGUGCACCGUGAAAAACACAAAUCUCCAAGCUAUCAAAUUAAGGAAGGAGAUACUAUAAACGUGGAUGUAACUUGCCCAGGUGCAACUUUGGCAUUAGCUAUGAUCUAUCUCAAGACCAACAACAGGUCGAUUGCUGAUUGGCUUUGUGCUCCAGACACAAUGUAUUUGUUGGACUUUGUAAAACCAGAAUUCCUUUUACUGAGGACACUUGCUCGAUGCUUGAUUUUGUGGGAUGAUAUAAUGCCCAGUUCAAAGUGGAUUGACAGCAAUGUGCCACAAAUUGUGAGAGAGAACAGUGUCUCCCUUCAUGCAACUGAGAUGCCAUCAUCGGAAGAUCUUAAUUUGGAGACCUUGGCUCUUCAUUCCAUUUCUCCUUCUUUGGAAAACCAGGAUUGGAGCCUCUGUGGUGCAGUGGUUAGAGUGCAGUACAUUAUUUCUUUUCUGCACAGGUAUCACCUUCAAGCCCUGAGGCAUCUAUAUGUCCUGGCAGCUGAACCCAGACUCCUUGUCCCUGUGGAUGUAGAUACAGAUACCCCUUGCUAUGCUUUGCUGGAGGUUACCUAUCAGGGAACUCAGUGGUAUGAACAAACAUCUGAGGAACUUAUGGCACCUACCCUUCUCCCUGAACUUCAUUUACUGAAGCAGAUCAGAGUAAAAGGUCCCCGAUAUUGGGAACUGCUGAUUGAUUUAAGCAAAGGGGUUCAUCAUUUAAAAUCAAUUCUUUCAAGGGAUGGUGUCCUCUAUGUAAAACUGAGAGCUGGGCAGCUUUCAUACAAAGAAGAUCCCAUGGGCUGGCGAAGCUUACUGGCACAGACUGUAACUCACCGAAAGGCAGAUGCCUAUGCAGUAAAGCCAGAAGCUAUUUCUGCUUUCACAUCUGAUCCAGCGCUGCUUUCAUUUGCAGAGUAUUUUUGCAAGCCAGCUGCAGCUAUGGGGCAAAAACAGAAAGUUUUUGACCUCUUUUCAUCGAUUCUGUACGAGUGUGUUACUCAGGAGAAUCCAGAGAUGUUGCCAGCUUAUAUAGCAAUUGACCAGGCCGUGAGAAGAUUAGAAAAAAAGGAAAUGUCUGAGACAUUUGAUUUGUGGCAGAUAAAAUUGGUUCUAGAGUUUUUUAAUUCCAGAAGUCAUCAGGAAAGAAUAAGGAAAAAUCCACAUGCAGGUCUUUUCAUGAAUUCAGAAUUUUUACCUGUGAUGAAAUGUUCUAUAGAUAAUACCUUGGAUCAGUGGCUGCAAGCUGGCGGUGAUAUUUGUUUACAUUCCUAUUUAAAUGGACAACUUAUUGAUGAAUCUCAAUUAAGUAUGUUGGCGUGUUUCCUUACAUAUCAUUCAGUCCCAAUUCCAGGACAACUGUUAGCUGGAGGCUUGGAAGGUAGUACAAAUUUUUCUGAGCUCCUCUUGAAAUUCAAACCACUGAAGAUGCCAGUUCGUGCACUGCUGAGGCUUGCGCCUCUUUUGCUGGGAAAUCCACAGGCAAUGACUUUGUGAAAGCAAUUACACAAGAUUGACUUAUCUGAGACACCAAACACAGUACCAGUGUGGUAUUUGAGAUGCAAUGAAAGAUACAUAGCAAAGAUACAGCUUUGCUUUCAAGUUCACAAACUUACAUCUAACACAUUUUUCCAUUCCCUUUUUAUGUUUUCAGAGCGAUCAAGAGAAGUUUAUAUAUUGUUGGAUGGCUGACAUGCCAGUGCAAAUUAAUACAUCUACUUUUGUAAAUAAAAUUUGUUUGCAAAAAAAACGUCUU
This is a messenger RNA of Notechis scutatus (mainland tiger snake), 6379 nucleotides long. Lineage: Eukaryota; Metazoa; Chordata; Lepidosauria; Squamata; Elapidae. The record is from RefSeq and is a predicted model, not a curated record.